Trypanosoma theileri is the source of this 855-nucleotide messenger RNA. RefSeq names its product GPN-loop GTPase 3. Lineage: Eukaryota; Euglenozoa; Kinetoplastea; Trypanosomatida; Trypanosomatidae. Bases 1 to 855 code for a protein of 284 amino acids. The record is from RefSeq and is a predicted model, not a curated record. Gene Ontology annotation, molecular function: GTPase activity. The transcript has a single exon.
AUGGGGAAGUACGCUGUUGUUGUUAUUGGUCCAGCAGGUAGUGGUAAAAGUACUCUUUGCACUGUUCUGGCUGAACACUAUGCGACGAAGGGUCGUUCUACACAUAUCUGUAAUUUUGAUCCUGCUGCGGAUGAGUUACCAUACAAUCCAUCCAUGGAUAUUCGUGAACUCAUUUCUUUAGAAGACGCGAUGGAAGGAAAAGGACUUGGUCCAAAUGGUGGAUUAGUGUUUUGUAUGGAAUACUUACUAAGCCAAGGUGAGGUAUGGAUUAAUGAUCAAUUAGGUGAUCAUGCAGAGGAUUUUAUUAUUGUUGAUAUGCCAGGACAAGUGGAGGUUCUUUCACAUAUUCCUGCUGUACCUGAAUUUGUAAAACUCUUACAGCGUUCUGGUUAUAAUGUUGUGGUUCUUUUUCUUUUGGAUGCGUUAGCCGCAACCGCAGAUGCGGGAAAGUUUGUCUCUGGUUGUACCUUCGCCCUUUCCAGUAUGGUGUGUUUUGAUUGUCCUUUUUUGAAUGUUCUCACCAAGUGUGAUCUUCUCCCACGUAAUGUUAAAGAAGAGGCAUUGGAACACUUCUGCACAUGUGAUUUUGACUAUUUAAAUACAAAACCCCUUCCAGAGCGAUGGCGUGAAAUGGUUCGUACAAUGGCAUCUGUUAUUUCUGAUUUUAAUCUGGUAACAUUUCGCCCAAUGGAUAUUACAGAUAUAGCGUAUGUGGGAAAUCUAUGCGAGCUGGUGGAUGAGGUAUUACAGGUGGUAGAUGAUGCCGAAGUAAAUGAUCGCGAUUUCCCUAUGAACGGUGAUUACGAUGAUGAACAUGAACAAGGGGAAGAGGCUAUGGAUUGGAAGCACUACUGA